AUGGCACUCUAUACAGCUCGUAUCCUUGCUGCUUUGAGUUUUUAUCCAAUCCUGUCUGGCGAUGAUUUCCCUGCUCAUGUCAGAGUGGCUGAUGCCAUCAUGGUGGCUGUUUACAUGUUUACUGCUGGCACAUCUCAACCCAAGAAGAGAGGUCCCAAGCCUGAUAGCAGACCGGCCCUUACCAGGCGGCAGGAACUCAACAGACAGGCUCAGCGAACGCACCGUGAACGAAAGGAGCUCUACGUCAAGUCCCUCGAGGACGAGGUUGUCCGCCUCAAGAACGUCUACGGCUCAGCCGCCGCCAACAGGAGCCAGGCUGCAGCGGAGAACAAGAAGCUCAGGGCUAUCCUCGCCAAGCACGGCCUCCCUCGGCCGCCCGUCGUUCGGCCUGCCACCGGCCAACAGCCGCCGAAUCACGCCCUGCAAAGGUCCGCUUCCCAAGCUGACAAUGACCAUGUUAUGGGCGAGGGCAAACUGCAGAAGAAGGGUGCAGAUGGCGACUAA
This is a messenger RNA of Geosmithia morbida, 504 nucleotides long. RefSeq names its product BRLZ protein. The record is from RefSeq and is a predicted model, not a curated record. The transcript has 3 exons. Lineage: Eukaryota; Fungi; Ascomycota; Sordariomycetes; Hypocreales; Bionectriaceae. Gene Ontology annotation, molecular function: DNA-binding transcription activator activity, RNA polymerase II-specific; transcription cis-regulatory region binding. Gene Ontology annotation, cellular component: RNA polymerase II transcription regulator complex. The coding region runs from base 1 to 504 and encodes 167 amino acids.